CUCUCUUUUUUUUUUUUUUUUUUUUUUUGGCACGCAUGCAGUCUCGCUUUGCGGAAUUGUUAUAUUCGGUGGAUUGGUGGCUUCCCAUUUAUUUUUGCACGCCUUUCCCUUCUCGUUUAUAUAAACACCUCUCAAAUUGUGGCCCGAAGUACUGUCCAAAAUGACAGACUUCAAGUUCGCCAACUCCUCAGCGAAGGUCCCCGGCAACGGGGCUCUCCCCGCAGAGUUUCCGAUAAAUGCCCCUCCCUCGACCGACAUCUGGUCCAAACCCCCAUCGACUGAGCGAUUCAACGCCCCCAUUCUGUACAGAUCUGUCCCGCUAGCUUCGUUCAAGCGUGCUCGAGUCGCUUUCUCCGCUUGCUGGAGGCAUCAAUAUGACCAAGGUGGACUUAUUCUCGUCAUCAACCACGCCGAUGGAACCCGGAAAUGGGUCAAGACGGGAAUUGAGUUCACCCACGGCAGACCCCAUCUUAGCACUGUCGCUAAGGACCGAUGGGCGGAUUGGAGCUUGUUCCCUGUGCCAUCGGGCGGUGGAGCCGCAACGAUAGAGAUUAACAAAGAGCAGGACAAUAGCCUGUGGAUAUACCUGGUAGAGGGGGUUCAAAAGUCCCCCAUUCGCGAGGUCACUUGGGUCUUUGAGGAGCAGGAUGUCACCGACUGCUGGAUUGGCGUGUAUGCAGCAAAACCCUCGAGUGAAGGCGGAGACCUAGUGGUCAAUUUUGCCUCCGUGGUGAUUGAUGUGACCGAGCCCACGAAGAUUUAGGUGUCCCUGUUUGCACUUUAUUAUUGUUAUCAUGAUUCGUAAAAUGGAUGAGCAUUAGUCAUGAUAUGUUGGCUAUGCAUUUGAAUAUGUCAUAUAUAGUGAGUGAUCUAGGUCUUUUUUUUCUUUCUUGAAUAAACAGCGAGAGGUUGAGGAGAUUGAUCUUUGUUGUUCUGGAACCAUUGUCAACAGUAUUGAUUGAGUGCAGCGUCUUGAUUGUACCCAAUAUAAUGUGUAGUGGUGUAACAAAUUUGGGGCAAUGAAGAUGAAUAGAUGGUGUUCUAUUUCAACAGCGCAGAGGUAUGUUCAAGUGUGUCCAAUCGUAUGUGUGCGUAUCCUCUACAAUGUACAGAGUAUGACCCCGAAUAAUACAAAAGUGAGCCACCAUUGGCAUGAUGAAUAUUCUCCAGAAAAUCGCGCAUACAACUGAUAGAUCUGAUACCUCGAAG
Molecule: messenger RNA, 1209 nt
Organism: Aspergillus ochraceoroseus IBT 24754
Lineage: Eukaryota; Fungi; Ascomycota; Eurotiomycetes; Eurotiales; Aspergillaceae
Exons: 1
Coding region: 161-763 (200 amino acids)
Source: RefSeq, a predicted model, not a curated record